GACUUUUAGAACUGUCAGUUUCUGGGACAAAACACAACAAGAUCCGCAACCCCGUCGUUUUGCUCGCCCUUCUCCAUUGUCAACGCCUUCUUCCUCACGAUCCCCAAACUCCCAAAUUCUACAACACCGAAAGAAUCAUUCUUUCUACACAAAUCUCCCAUAUAAAGCAAUUCUUUCACUUUCCCCUUUUUGACUGUGAAAUACAGAAUUUAGUCUCAUCAUUUUAUUUCAUUCCCCUGAUUAAUCCUUUUUCCUUUAUUUCAAGAAGGGAGAGGGUGAACAAACAUGGGGACGGCACUCAUGGCUGUGUUGAUGAUCUUGAUCAUGGUUAUAAUGAUGGACUCUGCAAAAUCUGAAGAUACGAAUCCCGUUUUUAAUCCCUGUCUGGAUGCAAAGGUUCAGAAACAGGACGGGUUCACAUUUGGAUUGGCGUUCUCUUCCAAAGAAAACUUCUUUUUCAACCAAACACAGCUCUCGCCCUGUGAUCGCCGGCUAGCCCUUUCCGGCGUAUCCUCCCGGCUCGCCGUUUUCCGGCCGAAGGUCGACGAGAUUUCGCUGCUGUCAAUCAACACCACCAAGGGCGGUGGUUAUAUGGUGGCGUUUGCAGAGCGGGAAUAUGCGGCUAGGUCCUUGCCUGUCCUUGUGGCAGAUAACAAUUACGUCAUCACUAGCCAUACCUUGGUUUUGGAAUUUCAAAAAGGGACUCUACAAAAUCUAUACUGGAAGAAGUUUGGGUGCGGUUCAUGCAAUGGGGAUCCAUUUGUGUGCCUUAACAAUACUGAUUGUGCAAUCUCAAUCGGCAAGUGUGAUGGAAAUGGAGGAACCAUAGAUUGCAGUUUGAGCAUACAAUUGGCAUUCUCUGGUACAGAUAAGAACGGUGAUGUGUUCAACAGUUGGUACGAGGUCAAGAAUUUAAGACAAUACUCACUAUAUGCGCUUUACUCGGGCCUCCGCAACUCUAUCACAGAUCCAUUCAGAAACCUCUUUUGAGCAUUGUUUUGUACAUUACCCAUUCUCAGGUCUGAUAGCUAGUACUAAUGAUGGCUAAGAGUGAUUAAUGUUAUAUAUAUAUAUUCGUACAAUUGGAUAGUUUUAUUGUCUAAAGCUUCUAACGUGAGGAAUUCUAACAUGGACUUCGAUACUUGUAGUUCUGCUGGGAUUUGCUAUUUUCAGCUCAAUCACAACUUCUUAAUUUGCCUGAGUUUAGAAUUUAAAUGGCCA
This is a messenger RNA of Cuscuta europaea, 1221 nucleotides long. The record is from the annotation of a GenBank genome assembly. NCBI's taxonomy places the organism in Eukaryota, Viridiplantae, Streptophyta, Magnoliopsida, Solanales, Convolvulaceae.